CUUCAGCGCCCGAAGCCUACCAAUGAUCAUAAUUUGUUUUAUUGCAAAUGCAAAACAUCAUCCUAAACCCCAGGAUGCAGAAAAGUAAAAUAAAAUUGGAGAGCGGGUAAAAACAGAAAUUCCGUGCAAACCUGAGGAUUUGCUGUUGCUCCUAUGGCCACUUCACAAACUUCACAAAUUGUUGCAGCUCAUGUCCCCUUUGCAGAUUUAUGUUCUACGUUAGAACGGAUACAGAAAAGUAAAGACCGUGCAGAAAAGAUCAGGCACUUCAAGGAAUUUUUAGAUUCUUGGAGAAAAUUUCAUGAUGCCCUUCACAAGAACAAGAAGGAUGUUACGGAUUCUUUUUACCCAGCGAUGAGACUCAUUCUUCCUCAGUUAGAAAGAGAGAGGAUGGCUUAUGGAAUCAAAGAAACCAUGCUCGCUAAGCUUUACAUUGAACUGUUGAAUUUGCCAAGAGAAGGCAAGGAUGCCCUGAAGCUCCUGAAUUAUCGAACACCUAGUGGAGCUCGCACGGAUGCUGGGGACUUUGCAUUGAUUGCGUACUUUGUGUUGAAGCCAAGGUGCUUACAGAAAGGAAGCUUAACUGUACAUCAAGUAAAUGAACUCUUGGACUUAGUCGCCAGCAAUAAUUCUGGCAAAAGAAAAGACCUAGUGAAAAAGAGCCUUCUUCAAUUAAUAACCCAGAGUUCAGCCCUUGAGCAAAAGUGGCUGAUUCGCAUGAUUAUUAAGGACUUGAAGCUUGGUAUCAGUCAGCAAACUAUAUUUAACGUUUUCCACAGUGAUGCAGUUGAGUUGCACAAUGUCACCACAGAUCUGGAAAAGGUCUGUAGGCAGCUGCACGACCCCUCUGUAGGGCUCAGUGAUAUCUCCAUCACUCUCUUUUCUGCCUUUAAACCAAUGCUCGCCGCCAUAGCAGACGUGGAGCGCGUAGAAAAGGACAUGAAGCAGCAGAGUUUCUACAUCGAAACCAAGCUGGAUGGGGAACGCAUGCAGAUGCACAAAGAUGGGACGGUAUAUCGGUACUUCUCCAGAAAUGGCUACAACUACACUGAUCAGUUCGGUGCAUCUCCACAGGAAGGCUCUCUCACCCCAUUCAUUCAUGAUGCAUUCCAGGCAGACGUGCAAGUAUGCAUCCUUGAUGGUGAGAUGAUGGCCUACAACCCGACCACACAGACUUUCAUGCAAAAGGGGGUCAAAUUUGAUAUCAAAAGGAUGGUGGAUGAUUCCGACUUACAGACAUGUUACUGUGUUUUUGAUGUGUUGAUGGUUAAUAAUAAGAAGCUAGGGCGUGAGACUCUGAGGAAGAGGUAUGAUAUCCUUAAUGGUACUUUUAAACCCAUCCAAGGUCGAAUAGAAAUAGUGCAGAAAAAGCUAGCUCAUACGAAGAAUGAAGUAGUGGAUGCAUUAAAUGAAGCUAUAGAUAAGAGAGAGGAGGGUAUCAUGAUUAAACACCCUCUGUCCAUCUACAAGCCAGACAAAAGAGGUGAAGGGUGGCUAAAAAUUAAACCAGAGUAUGUCACUGGAUUAAUGGAUGAAUUAGACCUCUUAAUUGUGGGGGGCUACUGGGGUAAAGGUUCACGAGGUGGCAUGAUGUCUCACUUUUUGUGUGCAGUGGCAGAGAAGCCCCCUCAUGGUGAGAGGCCAUCUGCAUUCCAUACUCUCUGCCGUGUUGGAUCAGGAUAUACCAUGAAAGAACUCUAUGAUCUUGGCUUAAAAUUGGCCAAAUUCUGGAAACCCUUUCAUAAGAAAUCCCCACCGAGUAGCAUUUUAUGUGGAGCAGAGAAGCCAGAAGUGUACAUCGAGCCCUAUAACUCUGUUAUUGUUCAGAUUAAGGCAGCAGAGAUUGUCCCCAGUGACAUGUACAAGACUGGAACCACCUUGCGCUUCCCACGUAUCGAGAAGAUCAGAGAUGACAAAGAGUGGCAUGAAUGCAUGACUCUGGAUGACUUGGAAGAGCUGAGGAGGAAAGCAUCUGGGAAACUUGCCACCAAACACCUUCAUGUAGGUGAUGAUGAUGAACCUAGAGAAAAGAGGCGGAAACCUGUCUCCAAAAUGAAGAAAACCAUUGGAAUUAUUGACCACUUGAAAGCGCCUAACCUUUCUAACAUAAGCAAAGUUUCUAAUAUAUUUGAAGAUGUUGAGUUUUGUGUCAUGAGUGGGUUGGAGAGUUAUCCCAAGACUGACCUAGAGAACAGAAUUGCAGAAUUGGGUGGUUAUGUAGUGCAGAAUCCAGGCCCAGACACGUACUGUGUGAUUGCAGGGUGUGAGAACAUAAGAGUGAGAAACAUUAUCUCUUCAGAUCGAUAUGAUGUUGUCAAGCCUGAGUGGCUUUUAGAGUGUUUUAAAAUGAAAACAUGUGUGCCAUGGCAACCCCGCUUUAUGAUUCACAUGUGCCCAUCAACAAAGCAGCAUUUUGCCCGUGAAUAUGAUUGCUAUGGUGAUAGCUAUUUUGUUGAUACAGAUUUGGAUCAACUGAAAGAAGUGUUUUUAGGAAUUAAGAAACUCAGUGAGCAGCAGACUCCGGAAGAGAUGGCCCCUGUGAUUGCCGAUUUAGAAUAUCGUUAUUCCUGGGACCACUCUCCUCUCUGUAUGUUUCGGCACUACACCAUUUAUCUGGACGUGUAUGCUGUUAUUAAUGACUCGAAUUCCAAAAUUGAAGCAACAAGAUUAGAUGUUACAGCACUUGAACUGCGGUUUCAUGGAGCCAAGGUAGUGUCCUGCUUAUCUGAGGGAGUUUCUCAUGUAAUCGUUGGGGAGGAUCAGAGCCGAGUCUUGGACUUAAAAGUUUUCAGGAGAACUCUUAAGAAAAAGUUUAAAAUACUUCAAGAACAUUGGGUGACCGAUUCAGUAGACAAGGGUGAAUUGCAGGAGGAAAAUCAGUAUUUGCUUUAGAACUAGCUAUGUAGGGAAAGCAUAAGCUGUGUCACCAUCAUGCUGAAAUAGCUGGUACAUUCAUUUUAUCUCUUAAAUACCUCAAAAGCAUUAGACAAUAAUUUUCAGGCAGAAAAGAAAUGAAAUGGGCCAAUGCAAAAAAAAAAAAAAAAAGGUUCCUAACAUGACUUAUAACCAUGACAUACAAUGACAAUUUCAAGAGGGGGCUUGUGUGGUAUCCGUGUAGAAAGCUAGAAUUUGAUUUGGAUGUUAGUAAAGUGUUUUCAGAAGCUUUUACAAUCAUCUAACAGAAUUUCCCAAAGUUAACAUUCAUAACUUUUUAGCUAAUAAAAGGAUUAUUCAAAAAACCCAGAAUUGUUACGAUUAGACUUAUAAAAGUAAGUGGGCUGAAAUGCCUUCUUUGAGCAUGAAGUAUUUUAAAAACAGUUUUGUAAGUUUUACAGUCAAAUGAAUUAAUAAGUAGAUGUUUUUGAUAAUGUGGGGGAAGUUAAAAAAGAAUUGAGUAAUCAUACAACAUACAAACACUGGACAUUGUAGA
This is a messenger RNA of Phodopus roborovskii (desert hamster), 3430 nucleotides long. RefSeq names its product DNA ligase 4 (gene Lig4). Gene Ontology annotation, biological process: immunoglobulin V(D)J recombination; DNA biosynthetic process; double-strand break repair via nonhomologous end joining. Bases 154 to 2892 code for a protein of 912 amino acids. The record is from RefSeq and is a predicted model, not a curated record. Gene Ontology annotation, cellular component: DNA-dependent protein kinase-DNA ligase 4 complex; DNA ligase IV complex. The transcript has 2 exons. Gene Ontology annotation, molecular function: ATP binding; DNA binding; DNA ligase (ATP) activity. Lineage: Eukaryota; Metazoa; Chordata; Mammalia; Rodentia; Cricetidae.